Carassius auratus (goldfish) is the source of this 2411-nucleotide messenger RNA. RefSeq names its product transmembrane channel like 5 (gene tmc5). Gene Ontology annotation, molecular function: mechanosensitive monoatomic ion channel activity. Gene Ontology annotation, cellular component: plasma membrane. The record is from RefSeq and is a predicted model, not a curated record. Lineage: Eukaryota; Metazoa; Chordata; Actinopteri; Cypriniformes; Cyprinidae. The transcript is spliced from 18 exons. The coding region runs from base 215 to 2230 and encodes 671 amino acids.
ACUCAAUCAAAUUGUAAAAUUCCCAAAAAGCAAACAAGGGGAUGACAAAUCAACCUUGUAAUGGAGGAGCAGGAAUAAGAACAGAUCAUUGGUAAAGCUUGAGGUCAGCAAACCAGGCAGUCUGUAAUUCCUGGAAUAUAUCCACACACAUGUAAGAUUUAAAAGGAGUUAAAUUCCCAGAAAAGGAAGACAAAUCUAUGAUCAAAACAGCAGGAUGAGAAGGAUGAGUGUCUUCCCACAGCAUGGCACAGCUCUGGGAAACCUGGGACGAACUGCGAACGAAAUCCGACAGGAAGCUGAAAACAGUAAAAAUGUACUGGUUUCUGACCUGGUUAACCUGUCAGCCGGAGCCAGAUUUCAAGCCAUACGAUCAUUACCUAUGCCAUUUAAUGAGAGGAAAACAGUCAGGAACAGAGUGAACUCUGUCAAACUCUCAAAGACCAUCCUCACUGCAGACUGUCGUCAGCAGGUGUCUCGGUCUUUCCGCAGAUUUUGUGCCAGCUUGGCAUCAGCUAGGCAGCAUUUGAUUAUAUGGCAGGACACACUGAAGGAGAUUGGCAGCAGGUUUGGCACUUCUGUCCUCUCCUACUUCUUGUUCCUUAAAUGGCUGUUGCAGUUCAACCUCUUCUCCCUCAUCAUCAACUUCUGCUUCAUCACAAUCCCACAAAUUGUGCAUGCACCUAAUAUCAGCAGCACCACAGGGUUCAGAGGACUCGAGCUCCUCACUGGGGUGGGUUAUUUCAACCAGACGGUCUUGUUCUAUGGUGGCUAUAAUGGUGAAGUGAUCGUAUCCAAACCAGCUUACAACAUGCAGUUGGCCUAUUUUUUCACCAUAGCCGCAUAUCUGGUGCUGUGUUGGGUGUCUCUUAUUUACAGCAUGUCCAGAUCCUUUCAGAAGAACUUCGUGUUAGAGACAGGACCUGUCUCUGGAGGAGCAUGGCGUCUCCUGUGCAGCUGGGAUUUCAGCGUUGUCAAUGAAAAAGCCAUACAGUACAACAAGAACAAUCUCGCCAUUCAGCUGAAGGAGUCCUUAUCAGAAAGGUUGCAGGAGAAAAACAAAAUGUCUCUGUCUGACAGAAUAAAGCAUCUGUCUCUCCACCUACUGGCCUGGCUGCUCUCUUUAGGACUUGCCCUAGGUUCCUGCGCAGGCAUCUACUUCCUGGGGACAGAUCCAGAUCUGGCCUUCAGUUUCAAUCACAAUCCAAAUGAUUUAAGGGCCGAGGCAUCUACUCUGCUUCUGCCUGUGGUCGUGUCGCUCAUCAACCUGAUAGUGCCUCUUCUCUACUCUCUCAUCAGCAAAAUAGAGAGCUACUCCAACCCACGCGCAAAGAUCUACAUCAGCAUCAUUAGAAAUGUUGUUUUAAAGAUGUCCGUUCUUGGAAUCCUUUGCUUUUAUUGGCUGAAUUUCGUUCCUGACAAUAUCUCAUGUUGGGAGACCUUUGUGGGGCAGAGCGUGUAUCGACUGCUGAUGAUUGACUUCAUAUUCUGUCUGCUUGGCAUUUUCUUUGGGGAAUUCCUACGCAAUGUAAUCGGAACCAUGUGCAUCCAGAGUCUCGGCGUCCCAGAGUUUGACAUUGCUAGGAAUGUACUUGAUCUGAUCUAUGCUCAGACUCUGGCUUGGAUUGGAAUUUACUUCUCCCCCCUACUUCCUGUAAUGCAAGUCCUAAAAUUGUUUAUCAUCUUUUACUUGAAGAAGAUCAGUCUGAGUAUGAACUGUCAGCCUCCCAAACACACUGGCAGAGCCGCUCAGAUACAAACGGUCUUCAUCGCCCUACUCUUCUUCCCUUCGUUUGUGGGCGUGCUAUCCAUGGUAGCAUACACAGUGUGGAGUCUGAAGCCCUCAGAUCAGUGUGGGCCCUUCCAGGGUCUUGACACCCCUUUCCAAACCAUUUUCCAUUGGACUGAUUCUAUCCAGAACUUCCCUGAAAGUAACUGGGUCUGGUGGAUAUUUGAGAACAUCCUGAGAAGUGAACUCUUCUACUACCUGAUUAGUCUCAUCGUCCUAGUCAUCACUUAUUUUCUCUGGCAAAUCACUCAGGGACGGAAACAGCUCAUCAAGACUCUGAGAGAGCAGAUCGUGAAUGAAGGAAAGGACAAAGCAUUUCUCUUGAAUAAACUGCAAAAUCUACAGAAGGAGAGAAGGGAAAUAGCAUCUUACAGACCUCAGGACUUUGACCAGACACCACAUUUCAACCCAAACUGGACGAAUACACUGCCCUUGAAUAUGUGAAACACAUUCUUCAGUUAUUUUCAAUCUGUAAAUGUCUUUUUUUUUUUUUUGUAAAUAUUGCAUUAAUCUGUAACUUAUUUGUAAAAUUCCAACUAUCAUCUCUACUGGAUGCAAAGAGGAAUGAUUCAGAACAUCAGCAGUAAUGGCAUUUUGUGCUUGUCUAGUAAGUGACAGUGUGUUU